This is a messenger RNA of Thlaspi arvense, 1089 nucleotides long. Lineage: Eukaryota; Viridiplantae; Streptophyta; Magnoliopsida; Brassicales; Brassicaceae. The record is from the annotation of a GenBank genome assembly.
AUGGAAGUUGCUGGGAAUCAAAUUAGAGUCCAAUCCCUAGCCCAAAGUGGUGCGACAAAAGUGCAACCUGAAUACAUACAACCUCCAAAUUGCCGUCCCAGUGUCUUACCUUGCCCAAUCACCGGACUUCUGAUAAAGGUAAUAAACCAUGGUGUUCCAAUCCAAUUGCUGGAUGACAUGAGGAGAAUUGGCAUCACUUUCUUUGAGGACUGUCCCGUGACUGAGAAGCUGAAAUACUGCUGUGAACCCAAUUCUUUUGCUUCUGAAGGCUAUGGAAGCCGCAUGUUAGUCUCUUCCAAUGACACUGUCCUGGACUGGAGGGAUUACUUUGAUCAUCACACUCUACCACUCUCACGCCGCAACCCCUCACGCUGGCCUAACUUUCCCCCUAAUUACAGAGACGUUGUAUUGGAGUACAGCGAUCAUAUGAAGGCCCUUUCUCAGAGGCUCUUGAAACUGAUUUCAGAGAGUUUAUGCCUUCCUUCUUCACUGAUUGAAGAGGCUGUUGAAGAUUUUUACCAGAACAUAACAGUUAGCUAUUACCCACCUUGCCCACAACCUGAACUCACCCUAGGUUUGCAAGCACAUUCGGACAUAGGUGCCAUUACCCUCCUCAUUCAAGAUGACGUUAGCGGCCUCCAGGUUCUCAAGGAUGGUGAGUGGGUAAAUAUUAAUCCUUUAUCUGAAGCCAUUGUUGUCAUUUUGGCUGACCAAACUGAGAUUAUAACAAAUGGAAAAUGUAAAAGCGCUGUGCAUCGGGCUAUAACAAACUCUAACAAGGCGAGACUCUCAGUUGCCACAUUUCAUGAUCUGCAAAGACGAGGACUAUAUCCCCAGCUUCAGAGCUCAUCAGUGACUCUUCUCCUCCACGAUACCGCCAGGUUAUGUAUGGUGAUUAUGUCUCAUCAUGGUGAAGCAGUUGCCUGGGAAGGCAGCGCGCAAGAAGCUUUGGAAAGCUUUGCUUUGCAGGUGAGAUACUCACCUUUUGGAACAACUUCUAUUCGGAUUCUUUGGGUCAAGAUGAGUGGUUUGGACUCAUCUCUGGGAAAGGAAGCAUGGAAUUGUCACAAAUUUGUACUAGACUAUUAA